AGCCCCCCAAAAAAACCCUAAACCACCCAAAACCAUAAUUCUCAGUCGCUGUAAAUCUCUCACAUUGUCCUUCAAACCAUGGCCGCCGCUACCGUAUCCGUCAAGCAAGAAAUCACGGAGAAAACCAAUCAAAUUCCCAAUCCUUCGCCUAUUUACCUAAGCAGCGAUAGUAGUAGCGCUAGUUCCGUUAACUCUUCGGACGUUGAAGACCUAGACAGCAGUUCCUUAUUGGCUUCCGUAGCGAGCAAGUUGAAGAAAAAUCGUGAUUUGGCAGGAGGCGAAGGAGCUCCGACAACGAAGAAGCUGAAAAGUAAUGGAAACGGGGGUUUCACGUUCCCUCUAGGGUUUCUGCAUCCUCUUACGCCUUUGGAAAUUGCCAAGGCGGUGCCUCUGGCUCAGGUUUCGGCAGAGAACGUUGCGAAGAGUGUUGGUGUAAAUAGUAAUAAUAAUAAUGAUAACCAAGUGGGUCCGGUUUUACGGAGUUGCAAGCAGUUUUGGAAAGCAGGGGAUUAUGAGGGUGGCAGUGAAGGCAUUGCCAAUUCUGGGUUCUCUUCUGUUGGAAUGGACCAUGUCAGGGUUCAUCCCAAGUUUCUCCACUCAAAUGCCACCAGUCAUAAGUGGGCUCUGGGAGCUUUUGCAGAGCUUCUAGACAAUGCUUUGGACGAGAUUUGCUAUGGAGCCAGUUAUGUUCAUAUUGACAUGCUGAGAAAUAAGAAAGAUGGCAGUGAGAUGUUGAUGGUUGAAGAUAAUGGUGGUGGAAUGGCUCCUGAUAAAAUGCGACAAUGCAUGUCUCUUGGGUAUUCCGCAAAAAGCAAAAUGGCAAAUACUAUUGGUCAAUAUGGCAAUGGGUUCAAGACGAGUACUAUGAGGCUUGGAGCAGAUGUUAUAGUGUUUUCUCGUUGUCGGGGGAUUGAUGGGGGAAGCCCGACACAGACCAUUGGAAUGCUAUCCUAUUCAUUUUUGAGGGAUACUGGAAAGGAAGAUAUUGUGGUUCCCAUGGUUGACUACGAGAAAAGAGGUCAAGGAUGGAACAGGAUGGUGCGGGGUUCUCUAGAUGAUUGGGAGAGAAACCUAGCGACCAUAGUGCAGUGGUCUCCAUAUUUAAGUGAAGAAGUUCUUCUUCAGCAGUUUAUGCUCUUUAAAGAGCAUGGUACACGUAUCGUAAUCUACAACCUUUGGGAAGAUGAUGAAGGACAACUGGAACUUGAUUUCGAUACUGAUCCCCAUGACAUUCAAAUUAGAGGAGUCAAUAGGGAUGAGAAGAAGAUUCAUAUGGCAAAACAAUAUCCCAACUCUAGACACUUCUUAACGUAUAGACAUUCGUUACGGAGUUAUGCAUCAAUUCUCUAUCUCAAGCUUCCAUAUAACUUCAGAAUUAUUCUCCGUGGGAAAGAUGUUGAACAUCAUAAUAUAGUGAAUGACAUGAUGUUAACUAAGGAGGUAACAUACAGACCUCUGCAUCUUCCGGAGGGAAUCCCAAAAGAUGUGAAUAUGAUUGCCAAUGUCACUCUUGGUUUUGUAAAGGAUGCGCGAUUUCAUAUUGAUGUCCAAGGGUUCAAUGUUUAUCAUAAAAAUCGACUGAUUAAGCCGUUUUGGAGGGUUUGGAAUGCUGCUGGCAGUGAUGGUCGUGGAGUUAUAGGUGUGCUGGAAGCUAAUUUUGUUGAACCAGCUCACGACAAACAGGGCUUUGAGCGGACAAUUGUUCUUUCAAGACUUGAGGCACGAUUGGUUGCAAUGCAGAAAGAUUUCUGGUCUAAAAAUUGCCAGAUUGUUGGGUAUGCUCCAAGAAGACGUUCGAGUGAUUUUCCAGAAAGAGAACCUUUAGCAUCUAAUCAAGAGAAAUCCGCAGGCACAAAGCAGAAUUGCCAUGGUUCUAGUACUGGGGGAGUUAUGAAAAUGUCCAGUAAGAAACUUGAAAAAGGAUCAUCACCUAUGGAUGCUUCAAGUGAAGAUGAGGCAUCAUAUGCUUCUAUUGAACCUCAGCAAGACCCUGCUUCAGACGCAAGGGGCCAUCAAAUGCUUAGGCAUUCACACUCCAAGGCAUUUUUUCCCCAUUACUUCUCACUUUGUGGUGGGCUGGGCACAAAUGAAAAAAUAAAUGUCGUGGAUAUAUUGGCACUCCAAAAAAGUCAUCCUAUACUCCUCCAUGUGCAAUUUCUCCCUUACGUUCUUAUAAAGGAGAAGUGCAUGAUAACUUUUUUGGAGUGGCAAUAA
Molecule: messenger RNA, 2214 nt
Organism: Prunus mume (Japanese apricot)
Lineage: Eukaryota; Viridiplantae; Streptophyta; Magnoliopsida; Rosales; Rosaceae
Source: RefSeq, a predicted model, not a curated record